GUGAGGCUGCUUGUAGCAUCUUGGAAAGCACAAUGGCACGUAAGGCCGUGCUAGCACCCCCGGCAGCAAUUCCUUUCUCUCCGGUGCAGGCAUUAGUCAACAAGACUUCAUUUCAGAAGAGCCAUUAAAGGUAAUAAGAGAAAAAGCUUUCCCAUACUGACAGAAGAAGAGAUAUGAUGAGUUCAUAGCUGAAAAAGAAGAACAUUGUGGUUGAAGCCAUCAUUCAAACAAACGAAAAAGAAAGAAAACACUCUGGUUCAAGAUGAAUUACAGAACACCCACUGUAAGCAAUCUGUACCACAGUGGCACUACCAGGACUGAGCCAGACCAUGGGACAACUGUUGACGGGACUCGAUCAGAAACUGCUGCAAUGACAUCUGAACCCAGCAGCUUUAACAGCACCAAAAUUCCAGAUGUGGCCAGCAAUGGCCCGGCCAUGGGGACCAUGCUGUUAUCCUUUGGCAUCAUUACUGUUAUUGGGUUGGCAGUAGCAGUGGUUUUGUAUAUUCGGAAGAGAAAACGACUGGAAAAGCUACGACACCAGCUCAUGCCCAUGUACAACUUUGAUCCUGCUGAAGAACAAGACGAGCUGGAACAAGAGCUGCUGGAGCAUGGCAGAGACGCUGCUUCUGUGCAGGCUGCCCAGAGCAAGGCAAAUCAAGGUGUUCUCCAGAGACCCAGUCGUCUUGUGUUCACAGAUGUUGCAAAUGCCAUCAGCGCAUGAAGAAUGCUUCCUCUAUAUGAGAUACAGGAAGAUGACACCAACCAGUUAGCAGCUUACUGUGGUAGUGAUCAUCAAUUCUAGCUGGGGAAAAGAGGCCAGGAACCAAUGGUUUUCAGGAAAGCGAAGACUGCCAGUGCUUCAGUUGUCAAACUGCCCCCAGCUGCUACACUCAGAGUUUGAUUGGCAAUGCUGCAGGUACCGAGUUAUGUAUGAUAGAAGAUGAGAGGUUAUUUAUAGAUACAUUGGUUGGAAUGAAUAUAGUAACAGGCUUUGGGAACAAAGCAUAAAUUUCUAAGGCCUUCCUUCACUGAGAUACUGACACAGGUAUCUAGACUUCAAGUCUGCAGACUCACCUAGUCCACUCUAUGCAGUAGACCCAAAAUAUGAUCCUAUUGGUUUAACUUCUAGGAACCUGGAGCAUAUGAAGUUGUCUGUGUCAUCCCAUCUCGUGUUCCUCUGGUGCAGUAAAAGCUGCCCUUCGGUAUGAUCACAAGGUUUAGCCAUUGCCUUUCCGCUAGAUUUCUACAGUGUAAGGUAUCCUACUAACUGGUCUGAGAAAAGGGAAAACCUUGGAUGAUGGUGCUGCUAAUAGCAAUCUCUGUGUCUUGUGGAGGCAGGUAAAUCUGGCAGGGUAUAAGGACCACCUCUUCUUACACUAAUUGAUACUAGAGGGGAAGAAUCUUAGAAGUAAGAGCAGCAAUACAUAACUUGAAGAUCCUGAGAUGAUUCACCCCAGUGUUCUUCAGGCAAGGAUAAUGAGCUUUGGCUGAAACACAGUCAUAUUUGGAAAAAUAGUGUUGUAUCUGCAUGUUCUUACAUAUAUUAAAUAAUCAGAAAUCCCCUCAUCUCCAUAUGGAGUGGGUUAAUAACUCAUUUCAAAACCAUGGCAAGGUUCUCAACCUUGGCAAGCAGAGCAGUUCUAAGUGGAAGAAAUGACACACUUCUUUUCCAGCUUAGGGGAAAAUGCAUCUGCUUACUUUGCUCAUUUGUUUAUUAGAUAAACUGGAAUAUCAUCCCUACAUUUAAGAUUGCAUCAUUUAUUCUGCUUAUCCCUUUCGCAGUUGGGUGGUGUGCUGAGUUACUUAUUUAUUAAUUAAGAUAAUUUAUAUUCUUCUCAUCACUAAAAAUGAAUAUACAGGGGAUUGGGGUACAGAAUUUGGAUUUUGUUUUGUCCCAGUUUGGGAAUGGGAGGUGGGGGGAGAGGGGAACUGGGCACAAUGAAGAAAGGCCUUGCAAACAAUAUUGCGCAGAUACCAAGAAGCAUGUGCUAAGCAAAAGCUCUUGCUAUGGAAAGCGUUAUAUUUUGUAUGGAUUAGCAGAAACAGUUUGGAAAAAGUUUUAUUUGCAUUUGCCUCACCCCAGUGAUGGUGUACAUACUCAGGAAUCUGCAACAGCAGCCAGCUCCUGUGUUAGUUUUGCUUUGUGGCAUGACGGUGACUCUGUCUAUUUCUGAACCUGCCUCUUAUAUUUAUGUUUAUAUUGGAUUUCUAUCCCGUCUUUCUAUUUCCUUGUCCAGGAAGGCAAACAAAAGAGCCAUUACAACAAAGGGCUACAACAAAUCAAUAAAAAGAAAGAAAAAAAGAAAGCUAGGGCAUACAAGAAAUCAAUGUAGAGAAAAUAGUUCCUGAUGAAAAAUUGGAAGGCUGGAUGAACAGUUACAGCCCAAUUAUGCCUUCAAUGUGCAAAGAAAAAUGCAAAAUUUCAGACCUAACAAGUCUGAACAACUUUAGCUCCUGUGAACCAUUACUGCUGUGAAAACUAAUGUUAAAUAUCCAUGCAUGUUUAUCUGUUGUAGUUUCAGUGAAAAGAGGGGGGGAGCCAUUCCCCUCUCCUCCUCGCAAAGAAUUGAACAACGGAUGCUUUGGAGGGCCCCAUCCUUCAAAGCAUGGGCAGGGGUACAUGCGUGACAUGAAGCAAUUUGCUUUGACAGUUGCUAAAGGAAAGUGCGUGGCGAAGGAUCAAUAGGGAUAAUAGGAGAGAAUAAUGGGUUCCAGCUGCAAGAAGUAAAUGAGAAACAGUAUGAAGAGUGUUUGUGGGCACUCACACACUUUACAGCAGAUUUUGGAACCCAACCACAACCCACUGGCAGAAUGCUUAUGUAUGUCUGCUGCUAAUCAAGGCAGAAGAAAGUGCAGAUAAGUACAAAUGGGAUUUCAUGCUGUGAUAUAAUGUGUCUGUGUGUCUCUGCAUGUAUUACUGGCUGUUCUUUUUGGUGUUCCCAAGACAAGUAAGAAAACUAUCUGCCACCAUUCCUUUUGCUAUCCCUUUUCAAAAGGGAACAUUUUUUAAAUGCUUCUCAAUCCAGUUCCUCCCUGAAUUCUGUGGGAACUGUAAAUCACAUAAGACUAGGUCUGUGUGAUAUAUGCACGACUUUUGGCUGUCACACCAAUGAGUUAAUAGCAUGAUAUAUGUGGUGCAGAUAUCUCUAUAUCAAUGCUAUCGGUGGCUUGUCACCUAAUUUUUUUUUCAGUGCAUGCAUUUUGACAGAAGUGGUUUUCUCUGCACCCACAGAGCAAUUGUGUAGAAGUUUAUUAUGCAUAUGAAUAGCUGUGUGGCUGUACAGUGAUUAACUCCACGAAACAGAUUCUCCUAGCCAAGUUAGCGCCUCCUCCCCCCAUAUGCCUCCUCCCUUUGAAAGAUACGUGAUCACAGAGAAGGAGGAGGUUGUGAGGAAACCUUCCUCAGCCAAGAGGAGUUCUUUAAGAGCAAUCACACAGAUCUGAGUAACAAUUUUCUCUGUCCCACUACUGAUCAUUCUUUAAAAAAAAAAAAAACAAAUUCAAAUGACCCCAAGGGACCCAGAUGAAUCUACAAUUCUCAGUUGACAUUAAUUCAGCUUCUCCUGUAACUAAGUAAGGCAGAGCCCAGGCUUAGUGCAAUUCUGCAGGCGAAGCCUGGAGAAAUUGUGGCUUUCUAGACAUUGGUGGAUCCUGGUUCCCCUUGUCCCUGGCCAUUGGCUUGGGCUGAUGGGAAUUUGAGUCUAAACGUCUGGGGAGAUUGUGGCUCCUCUUACCAGCAGCUUCUCCAACAGAACAUCAAAACAGCAGUCCUUAUUUUGGGCAGCUGUAAAAUUUUGCUCCAUUGACCACAGUGCAGUUGCUGGCCCACCACACACACCUGCACUAAAUCCAGCUGUUUCUGAGACCUUUUAGUUUGCGCUCCAAGACAGGUAUGGUGGAAGUACAACUCCCUGGGAAUUGUGGGAGUUUCAGCCCCAACAUAGUUGAUGUGCUCCAGGUUGCCAAAAGCUGCACUAUGCUUUGCAAUGCUGCCACUGCUGAAUAAUACCAGAUAUAUUUUCCUCUGAUUUCUGUUUCUUAGUGGCAGCAUUGUCUCUCUUUCAAACAUUGUCAUUAGCAAUGCAAAAACAUGCAAAAAACAAAACUGGAAAAUACGUUUUGCAAAUGCAACAAGAUGUUCAAUGAAGUGCCAUUAAUGGAAAUCCUUCAGUUCUGAGACACCUUAAAUCAUAGAGGCUGAAUGAUUAAUUUACUGAGUAUUUGGUACAAACAUGCACUUUGGUCCACAGAUCAUUUCUGUAAGAUUCAGUAAGUAAGUAUGAAUGGAUGUGAGUAGACAAAGGGCUGUUCCCUUUGCUCAGCAAACUUCAUUCUGGGUUGCAGCCUCUCUGAUUAUGUUGUAUCACUAAUGACUAAGAGAGGAAUGCAGAGAUUUGUCAGUGUUCUACCACAGUGUUCUAAUGCAAUAUCCCUUUCUAACAUGGUA
Molecule: messenger RNA, 4450 nt
Organism: Python bivittatus (Burmese python)
Lineage: Eukaryota; Metazoa; Chordata; Lepidosauria; Squamata; Pythonidae
Gene: CUNH3orf18
Product: chromosome unknown C3orf18 homolog
Source: RefSeq, a predicted model, not a curated record